Molecule: messenger RNA, 3550 nt
Organism: Triplophysa rosa
Lineage: Eukaryota; Metazoa; Chordata; Actinopteri; Cypriniformes; Nemacheilidae
Product: pyruvate kinase PKM-like
Exons: 18
Coding region: 311-3409 (1032 amino acids)
Biological process (GO): cortisol metabolic process; glycolytic process; cellular response to peptide hormone stimulus
Cellular component (GO): mitochondrial inner membrane
Molecular function (GO): iron ion binding; pyruvate kinase activity; oxidoreductase activity, acting on paired donors, with incorporation or reduction of molecular oxygen
Source: RefSeq, a predicted model, not a curated record
CUCUCUCUCUCUGUCUGUCUGUCUGUCUGUCUCUCACUCUCUGUCUGUCUGUCUGUCUGUCUGUCUGUCUGUCUGUCUGUCUGUCUCUUUCACUCUCGCUGACAGUGGUGACUGUAUUAAGAUUUUGCAGAUGUGAUAUUAAAGUUAGCCAUUGAACAUUUGUCAUGUCUUUGAGCUUUUGUGUGUGUGUGGACUCAUUCGUCCCUGUGAUUUCCAGAAUGAGGUGAUGUGUUGUUUUUCUCUUGACCUUUGACCUGAUGUGACAGUAACUCAUAGGUUGUGUGUAUUCUGUGAGGAGAAGCGGACAGGGAUGGGUUUGGGGGUCUUCACAGAAAACACACAUGUGCUGUUAAAGGGGACGUGUUGGACGGAGUCAGACAGAGGCAGCAUGCUCGUGUCAUGUGUUCGCGUGGGAUCUUCUGCUCUCGGUCGAUCGCUGUGUGUGCGUCCGGUCAUCAGGAGAUCCCGCAGCAGUGCUGGAGGACCGCGACGCUUUCAGGACAUCCCUCACACCGGCUCCAACGGCUGGAUCAACCUUCUGAGAUUCUGGAAAGAUGGAAGAUUCAGUCAGCUCCACAAACACAUGGAGAACACCUUCAGACAACUCGGACCCAUUUACAGAGAAUAUCUGGGCUCUCAGAGCAGUGUUAACAUCAUGAUGCCCGUAGACAUCGGGGAGUUGUUCCGUUCGGAGGGUUUGCACCCGCGCCGCAUGACUCUACAGCCGUGGGCCACACACAGAGAGACACGCAGACACAGCAAAGGCGUCUUCCUCAAGAACGGACCGGAGUGGCGUUCUGACCGGCUGCUGUUGAACAGAGAAGUGAUGGUCAGUUCAGCCGUGCGCCGCUUUCUGCCGCUUCUGGAUGAUGUAGCUCAGGAUUUCUGUCAUGCUCUGAGACAGCGGCUGGAGACCAAAGGCGUGGGGGAGACCGGCCAGCGCAGUUUGACCCUUGACCCCAGCCCUGACCUCUUCCGCUUCGCUCUGGAAGCGAGCUGUCACGUUCUGUACGGCGAGCGGAUCGGCCUGUUCUCCUCCAAACCGUCUGAAGAGUCCGAGCGCUUCAUUUGGGCCGUCGAGCGCAUGCUGGCCACGACCCCCCCGCUCCUCUACCUGCCCCCCCGCCUGCUGCUGCGUCUGCACGCACCCCUGUGGACUCAACACGCCACUGCAUGGGAUCAUAUAUUCAGUCACGCGGAGACUCGCAUUCAGAGGGGCUUCCAGCGUCUUCAGAGUCGCUCCGGCGGGCCGCCUGGAGGAUCUGACGAGCGGUUUCCGGGUGUGCUGGGUCAGUUAAUAGAGGCGGGGCAGUUGUCAGUGGAGCUGAUCAGAGCAAACAUCACAGAACUGAUGGCCGGUGGUGUUGAUACUACCGCCGUCCCGCUGCAGUUUGCUCUCUUCGAGCUGGCGCGCAACCCUGACGUACAGGAGCGCGUUCGCACACAGGCGCUGUCGUCAUGGAAACAGGCGGCAGGGAAUCCCCAGAAGGCCCUUCAGGGGGCGCCACUGCUGAAAGGAACGGUGAAGGAGACGCUGAGACUCUAUCCGGUGGGCAUCACAGUUCAGAGAUAUCCUGUGAAAGACAUCGUCCUCCAGAACUAUCACGUACCAGCGGGGACGUUGGUUCAGGUGUGUCUGUAUCCUCUGGGACGGAGUCACGAGGUCUUUGAGAAUCCUCAGCGCUUUGACCCCGCCCGCUGGGGAGGAGCUGACAGAGGGCGGGACACUGAGAAUGUGACCAUGAAGACGGGUUCAGGAGGGGGCUUCCGCUCGUUGGCAUUCGGGUUCGGCUCAAGACAGUGUGUGGGCCGCAGAAUCGCAGAGAACGAGAUGCAGCUGCUGUUGCUACACAAGCAGCUGUUGGACGCGUCUAUGGCCGACACGUUUCUGGAGCAUCUGUGUUUACUGGACAUCGAUCAGGAACCGAUCACAGCGCGCAACACCAGCAUCAUCUGCACCAUCGGCCCCGCCUCCAGAUCGGUCACAAAGCUGCAGGAGAUGAUCAGAGCUGGAAUGAACAUCGCCCGGCUGAACUUCUCUCACGGUUCUCACGAGUAUCACGGAGAGACCAUCCGUAACAUCCGUGAGGCUGUGGAGACCUUGACCUCUGACCCUCUGUACUACAGACCUGUGGCCAUCGCCCUGGACACUAAAGGACCAGAGAUCCGCACAGGACUCGUUCACGGGUGUGCAGACGCUGAGGUGACAUUAGAGCGCGGAGCAACAGUCCGGAUGGUAACGGCUGAUUCACAUCGUGAUAAGACAGACGGAUCUGUGAUCUGGGUGGAUUACAGCAGUCUGCCUCGUGUACUCAAGCGAGGAAGCAGAAUUUAUAUCGAUGAUGGUCUGCUUGCCCUCAAAGUCCUGGACAUGGGUGAGACGUGGGUGGAGACUCGUGUCGAGAACGGGGGGAUUCUGGGCAGUCGUAAAGGUGUGAAUCUGCCCGGGGCGGAGCUGGUGAACCUGCCCGCUGUGAGCGAGAGAGAUCGUUCUGACCUGCAGUUGGGCGUGGAGCAGGGUGUCGACAUCGUCUUCGCCUCCUUCAUCCGCUCGGACGAUGACGUGCGGGCCGUUAGAGAGGCGCUGGGACCCAAAGGCAAAAAUAUCAAAGUCAUCAGUAAAGUGGAGAGCAGAGAGGGCGUACAGAACUUUGAUGACAUUCUGAAGGAGUCUGAUGGUGUGAUGGUCGCCCGCGGUGAUCUGGGCAUCGAGAUCCCUGCAGAGAAAGUCUUCAUCGCACAGAAGAUGAUGAUCGGACGCUGUAAUUCUGCAGGCAAACCUGUUAUCUGUGCUACGCAGAUGUUGGAGAGUAUGAUUCAUCACCCGCGACCCACCCGCGCAGAGAGCAGUGAUGUGGCCAACGCUGUGCUGGACGGAGCAGAUUGUGUCAUGUUGUCUGGAGAAACAGCUAAAGGACACUUCCCUGUGGAAGCCGUCGCUAUGAUGCACUCGAUCUGUCGUGAGGCGGAGGCGGCCAUCUUUCACCAGCAGCUGUUUGAAGAACUGCGGCGUUUAACUCCUCUGAGUUCUGACCCGACAGAAGUCACAGCCAUCGGAGCGGUCGAGUCUUCCUUUAAAUGCUGCGCGGGAGCCAUCAUCGUCCUCACCACCACCGGCCGAUCAGCUCAUCUGUUAUCUCGAUAUCGUCCUCGCUGUCCGAUCAUCGCAGUCACUCGCAACACUCGGGUUUCCCGUCAAUCACAAUUGCUCCGUGGUGUUUUCCCCGCCCUUUUCCAAGCUCCACCCAGUGCCGUCUGGGCUGGUGACGUAGACAACCGAGUGACGUUUGCUAUGGACAUUGGUAAAGCGCGGGCCUUCUUUAAGCCGGGUGAUAUGGUGAUAGUGGUGACCGGAUGGAGUCCCGGAUCAGGACACACAAACAUCAUGAGGGCGGUCACAGUGCCCUGAAGCCCUGCCUCCGAUUGGUCAGAGUGUUUGAUUGACAGUCAAUGAUAUGAGUUUACUCUCACAUGCUGUUUGUGUUGUGUUGAGUUGUGUUUGUGUUGAACUUCAGCGUGUCAUAUCUGAUUGUUUCAAUAAAAUGAAAAC